GCAAAUCGGAGAGAGGAGGGAUGAGCCUGUCCCAGUUCAGAGGCAAGACAGGAAGUAGGGCAUGCAGUGUGAGAAAGAGAGGGUGGGAGAGAGGAGGGAAGUAGGGAGCUGCAAGGGAGCGAUCGAGAGAGAGCAAUAUUCCCCACCCCUUGCCUUAAAGCAGCAGUAGGAGGAAAGAGAGAGGGAGUCAAGGAGGAAGAGAGCCACAAGUGAAGGAGAGGCAAGCAGCGGUGGGAAAAAUGGAGCUUUGAGAGCUUCUUUACCCUCAUCCAUCCCUCCUUUUCUUUCAUUUUCCUCUCCCCUUGUUGUCAGUCAGCUUCGGGUUUCUCUCAAUGCCUGCCUUCGAUUGUUGCAUGGAAUUCUUGCAAUGCCCGAUCUCAUCUAAUGCCGAGGCUGAAGGAGUCUCGCUCCCAUGAGUCACUGCUCAGCCCUAGCAGCGCUGUGGAAGCCCUGGACUUAAGUAUGGAGGACGAAGUUAUCAUCAAGCCUGUUCACAGCAGCAUCCUUGGACAGGACUACUGCUUCGAGGUCACCACCUCCACAGGAAGCAAAUGUUUUUCCUGUCGUUCAUCAGCCGAGAGAGACAAAUGGAUGGAGAAUCUGAGGAGAGCAGUGCAGCCAAACAAGGACAACAGCCGUCGGGUGGAGAACAUGUUGAAGCUAUGGAUCAUUGAGGCUAAAGACCUGCCAGCCAAAAAGAAGUACUUCUGUGAGCUUUGUCUCGAUGACUCGCUCUACGCUCGCACCACCUGCAAGCUAAAGACGGACAACGUUUUUUGGGGGGAACACUUUGAGUUCAACAACCUGCCUGCUGUCAAGAGCGUCACGGCCCACCUCUACAAAGACACAGACAAGAAGAAAAAGAAAGAUAAGAACAAUUACAUCGGACUCGUCAGCAUCCCCGUGGCAGCCGUUACGGGGCGGCAGUUCAUGGAGAAAUGGUAUCCCGUCAGCAUGCCUAACCCCCCUAAAGGCAAGGCAUCGGGGCCGAUGAUUAGGAUCAAGGCACGGUAUCAAAGUAUGAACAUCCUUCCAAUGGAAAUGUACAAAGAGUUUGCAGAGUACACCACCAAUAACUACAUGCUGCUAUGCUCAGUGCUUGAGCCCGGGAUUAGCGUCAAGAACAAGGAGGAGAUGGCAUGUGCGCUGGUUCAUAUUUUACAAAGCACCGGCAAGGCCAAGGAUUUCCUCACAGACCUGAUGAUGUCAGAGGUGGACCGCUGUGGGGAAAACGAGCACCUGAUCUUCAGAGAAAACACACUGGCAACCAAGGCUAUAGAGGAAUACCUCAAACUGGUGGGACAGAAGUACCUGCAGGAUGCUCUCGGUGAGUUCAUCAAGGCUUUGUAUGAGUCAGAUGAAAACUGUGAAGUGGAUCCAUCCAAGUGUUCUUCAGGUGAUCUCCCAGAACACCAGAGUAACCUGAAGAUGUGUUGUGAGCUGGCCUUCUGCAAAAUCAUCAACUCCUACUGUGUAUUUCCACGAGAACUGAAGGAGGUGUUCGCCUCAUGGCGGCAGGAAUGCAGCAAUCGAGGCCGGCCUGACAUCAGCGAGCGUUUGAUAAGCGCAUCAUUGUUCCUACGGUUUCUAUGUCCAGCCAUCAUGUCCCCAUCACUUUUCAAUUUGAUGCAAGAAUACCCCGAUGACCGCACUGCUCGAACACUGACGCUCAUUGCUAAAGUCACACAAAACCUCGCCAACUUCACCAAAUUUGGUAGCAAGGAGGAGUACAUGUCCUUCAUGAACCAGUUCUUGGAACACGAGUGGACCAAUAUGCAACGUUUCCUGCUUGAAAUCUCAAAUCCAGAAACAAUCUCCAACACGGCCGGGUUUGAGGGGUACAUCGACCUUGGCAGGGAACUGUCUACUCUGCACUCCCUCCUCUCUGAGGUGGUGUCACAAAUGGAACAGGGUGCAGCCACUAAGCUGGGUCCUCUGCCCAGGAUCCUGCGAGAGGUGAAUACGGCUCUGUCUAACCCGUCCAGUGUGCAGAUGGCACCCGCACCACCAACAGAGAUUAUGGGCUCCCCUCCUGCUGAAACCAGCUGCAGCAUCUCCACUGGUCUGCAGAAGAUGGUCAUAGACAAUGACCUUUCAGGAUUGGUUGAUUUCACCAGGUUACCUUCACCCACUCCAGAAAACAAGGACAUAUUCUUUGUGACAAGAAGCUCGGGGAUCCAACCAUCCCCUGCACGUAGUUCAAGCUAUUCUGAGACCAAUGAGCCUGACCUGGGCAUAGCCAAUGGCAGCAAGAGUCUAUCCAUGGUGGACCUACAAGACCCUCGCAGUCUGGACAUUGGCUCAGCUCCCAGCACCUCAAAUGGACUUGGUGAUGGUGGAACCACUGCAGGUGGAUGGCCGGUCAGAGCCGCACAGGGUAACAUACCUGGAGGUCCCACACUGAGGAGGUCAGGACCGACCCCCACCACCCCAGGCACAGAAAGCACCCCAGGCCGACCUGUCCAGCUGCUAGCCCCACUGUCUUUUCAGAAUCCAGUUUACCAGAUGGCCGCAUGCCUGCCCGUGUCGCCGCGAGGAAUGACCGACUCUGGUUCAGAGUGUCAUAGCUCUGUGAGUUCCCAUAGCAACAAUGAGGAUGGUCCAACGGGUGGGAAGCCUACUUUCUUGAACCAAUGCGGCGGCGGUGGUGGGAGUAGCGGGGAUGAGUACAGCAGGCGCUCCGGGGAGUUCACCCGCCGACAGCUGUCACUCACAGAGGCGCAGCACCAGCCCAAUGUCCCCAGACAGAACAGUGCCGGGCCACAGCGCAGGAUAGACCAACCUCCACCUCAGAGUAUCACUCGGGGACGCACUCCACCAAAUCUGCUCAGUAGCGGACCCUACCCACGUCCCUCCUCUGGCAGCAUAAUGACAUCGUCACCUGAUUGGCCUACCACUCGGUUAAGACAGCAGUCGUCCUCUUCCAAAGGAGACAGUCCUGAGACCAAGCAGAGGGCACAGCACAAACAGGCCCCCUCCCCAGUGAACCCCAGUGCGUUGGACCGCACAGCAGCCUGGCUGUUGAAUAUGAAUGUGCAGUAUUUAAACCAUGAGGGGAUGGAGUUCGAGUCACUGAGAAACAAAGAGGAUCUGACUCAGGUGGAGAAGUAUCAGCAGGAGAUCACGGUGCUGCAGGAGAAGCUACGCGUGUCUGUGCAGAAGCUCGAGGAGUACGAGGCCCAGCUAAAGGGUCAGGAUGAACAAGCACAGAAAGUGCUGAUGGACUACCAGGCCAGGCUGGAGGAGUCUGAGGAGCGACUGCGCAGACAGCAGGAUGACAAGGACCUCCAGAUGAAGAGCAUCAUCAGCAGGUUAAUGUCAGUGGAAGAAGAGCUUAAAAAGGAUCAUUCAGACAUGCAGGCUGUGGUGGACUCCAAGCAGAAGAUCAUCGAUGCACAGGAGAAGCGGAUAGCAUCGCUGGAUGCAGCGAACGCCCGCCUGAUGAGUGCGUUGGCCCAGCUGAAGGAGCGCUACAGCAUGCAGACCCGUAAUGGCAUCUCACCCACCAACCCCACCAAACUGCAAAUCACUGAGAACGGCGAGUUCAGAAAUAGCAGCAACUGCUAAACUGUCUAGAGUGUACCUGUGUGCGCGCGCGUGUGUAUGUGUGUACAGUACUUCAAGAACACAGUAAGUGCACGCACAGGUGUGCGGUACUCUCCGAAAACGUUUGUGUUUUGGACGUCGUGCCGGAGCUUGAAAGAGGAGGAUGCCACUGGGCGAAGCUGAUCACCAGACUGCCUUCGUUACGAGGGUGACGGCCAGAGGAGAUGGGCGGAGUUUGUAAAUAAUAAACUUGAAGCUGUCCAUCAGUCAGACACUUCUGGAACUCUUUGGAGACCCUACUUACACCCAGGACAAACCACUACAUAACCCUACGUAACUCCAUCACACACAGUUACCAUGGCAACCCUCCUCUCCUCUCUCAAUCUACCAUCCUCUCGAACCACUUAAAACACAAACAUACCAUUGAGCUUGAAGUUGUCCCGAGAGGAUAGAUUUCCAGCUCCUUUUUUUUUUUAAAGAACCAAAUUCAUUUUACUUUUUUCCAUAACAAUCAGCUUUAUUUUUCUUUUCAUUGGUUGGUUGUGUUCCUGAGUGACCCGCUGACCCCGCGCCCCCUCUAUCCUGACAUAGAGCACUUUGUGAAAAGCUAUUUGGUACAUGAAAGGCCUUAAGUAUGGAACACAACUCAACGUUACCCUGCAGCUCCCCAACUUCUGCAAAAAAAA
Messenger RNA from Thalassophryne amazonica, 4232 nucleotides. It is a transcript of the gene dab2ipb, whose product is annotated as DAB2 interacting protein b. Gene Ontology annotation, biological process: regulation of GTPase activity. The record is from RefSeq and is a predicted model, not a curated record. The transcript is spliced from 14 exons. Bases 385 to 3567 code for a protein of 1060 amino acids. NCBI's taxonomy places the organism in Eukaryota, Metazoa, Chordata, Actinopteri, Batrachoidiformes, Batrachoididae.